GACUUUCGUAAAAGGAAGGAAACGCGUCUAUAUUGUACUGUAAGUCUCUCAACCUUGAAGUUUAACUUCAGUAUUACAAUGGCUGAAAAGGGUUUCUCAUAUAAACUCGCUAUCAUUUUCACCACACUCCUUGUGGUUAUUGCUGCUUGCUCCACGAAAAUUCAUGUGAUGGCCCUAAGAGAUCUACCUAAAGAUGUAUUACCAAUUGCGACGAAACUAUUUCAAGAACGAUAUGAUGCAACUUGUGGGAAACCUUGUAAUACCAGGGACGAUUGCUCUGAGGGUUGGCUCUGUAGUGAAUGUUAUAAUUUUGGAAAGGCCUGUGGGCCACUUGUUGGUGAUGCUAUUAUGGGCAUAUGAUUUCGGUAUUACUUCUCCUUCCGACCUUCCAGAGCACCGGACAAGUUGCAGACUUUAUACAUCGUGUUACCUCGUAUUAACAGAGUAACAUAAUCCUGCGUCUCUAAUAAAUAAGUAGUCGCUAGCAAUCCAGUGCUGUUCUUGUAAUUGUUGUUGUUGUGUUGUUUUUGUGUCUCUUUUGUCUUCGAAAUUGUCUGUACUCUUGUUUUCAACUUUUAGUCACUUAUAAGAUAAAUAACAAGUGACGAAAGUGUCGUUCAAGAAAAAAAGUAUGAUGGACUGAUCAAAACCUCUGCAGGUUAAGAAAAAAAAUAAAAAAUUUGCCGUUGUUGAUCUGAUCAAAUAUAGCAUGUGUGUGUAAUGUGUUCAUCAAUUAAAUAAAAGAAGCAUAGAACGUGUGUGAUAUAUAUUUCCUA
Messenger RNA from Nicotiana attenuata, 776 nucleotides. Its product is annotated as metallocarboxypeptidase inhibitor-like. The transcript is spliced from 2 exons. Gene Ontology annotation, molecular function: endopeptidase inhibitor activity. The record is from RefSeq and is a predicted model, not a curated record. Lineage: Eukaryota; Viridiplantae; Streptophyta; Magnoliopsida; Solanales; Solanaceae. Bases 79 to 360 code for a protein of 93 amino acids.